AUGCCAGGGUACAUUUUAAACACGACAGCGUGUCAGAAUCUUCUGCAACGUGGUAACGCGACCAUACGACAAGGUCUCGCGCCAUCAAUCGAACGCUGGGAGACGCUUCUGCUCGUGACUGGGUUCGGCGUGUUCACCACUCUCGUUGCGCUGCUGUUCGUCUGCAUACGAAAGAACAUCUACAAUGAUAAGAACACACUCGACACCGCGUUUGAUGCCGGCGGGAAGGUGAGCGUCGGUUUGACGGCGACGACAAUAGUCUCUCAGUGGACCUGGGCCGCCACUCUCUUGGUAUCAUGCACCGUCACCAGCAAGUACGGCAUCAGCGGCCCUUUCUGGUACGCGGCAGGUGCGACAAUCCAGAUUUUGUUGUUCUCUAUGGUCUCGGUACAGCUGAAGGUUCGAGCCCCAGGCGCCAAGACGUUCCUGCAGGUCAUUAGGGCCCGGUACGGCUCAAAUACGCAUAAGGUGUACGUCUUCUACGCUUUACUUACAAACGUCAUCGUUACCGCCAACUCCAUGCUCGGCGGCUCUGCAGUAUUGUCCGGCCUCACGCGUGAGAUGAGCGUCGAGUACGCCACCGUGCUGAUGACAGCCGUCAUCGGCACGUACACGUUCAUCGGCGGCCUGGGUGCCACCUUCUACGUCUCCUUUUUUAACACUGCGCUUAUCUGCGUCAUGAUGCUCGUGUUCGUCGUGCGCGUCUAUGACGAUCCGGGCAAAAUCGACAACCCACUGGGCAGCGAGAAGAGCGUGUAUGACCUUCUGGUGUGCAGUCUUGGGCCGGAGGGCAAUGAGGACCACAGCUUCCUCACCUUCGUCUCCAGAUCUGGAUUCCUCUUUGGACUCAUCACUAUCUCUAGCGGAUUCGGAACCUGUUUUGUAGACCAGUCUUUCUGGCAGAGUAGCGUGGCGGCUAAGCCCCGUCAAGGGGUUCUGGGUUUUCUGGCCGGUGGUCUCGUCUGGUUCUCCAUCCCCUUCGCGCUCGCAUCUACCAUGGGGCUGGGCUACAUCGCCCUAAGCGCUUACCAGGACACGUCGCUUCUUUCGGAGGAGGAAGUAAAUCAAGGACUAGUAUUACCUGCGGUGGCUCAACACUUGUUGGGUAAGAGCGGCGAUAUGAUCAUACUCAUCAUGGUCAUGAUGGCGGUAGUAUCUACGGGCUCGGCGGAGGUGGUGGCCGUCACCUCCAUCAUAGUCUACGACAUAUAUCAGCUGUACCUAAAACCGUACCGUCUAGUGCACGACGCGAACAGCUGUAUUCUGUGCGGCAGAUGUCGUGGCCGGAAGGCGAACGUGCGUGACCGAUGCACGUGCGAGAGUAUGACAGUCUGCGAUGCGUGCUCUCAUGACGAUAGAGAGAGGACGAUGAGCAGGCGCGUCGAAAAAUCCCCGUACGAGUGCCACAUUCAUGGCCCAUACCGAGAGUAUACGGACGUCCUGUCGCACCUAAAGAACUGGUGCCUCCUCUGGGUCACACUGGGCAUCAUACCUCUCACCAUCCUGCUUUAUACACUCAAGAUCAACUUGACAAUCGUGCACCUGUUCAUGGGCGUCAUCAUCAACUCGGCGGUGGUACCCAUCACGCUGUCCAUGUUCUGGGAGCGGCUCACUGGGCUCGCCAUGAUCGCCGGAAGUGUCAGCGGCUCCAUUCUGGCGCUAAUCGCCUGGCUUAUCGUAUCUGCGUCAUACGCCGGUGGACUAAACCAGUUUGGAAUCAAUGCUACUCGCGAGGUGCCAAGCUUCACGGGAAACCUGGUGUCGCUACUGUCCGGGGGCGUGAUCGCCGUGCUGGUCAGUCUUUUGUCCGGCAAGAACAAGGAGGGAGCGGAGGUGUGGGAGAAAACUAGGGACAUUGACAGUCCGCUCAGUCCCUGGACGGAGCUUUAUGCAAAGGAUCUCAACCUGGUCGGCGCAUACCGCCUGGACAACCGGCCGCCACUGGUAGAGGUGCAAGCGGCGUUCAGGUCCGCCAAGUAUGUGGCGUUCGUUGCAUCCCUCGUGCUUUCGGCGUUCCUCGUGUUCAUCUGGCCGAGCAUUAUGGUGGCGGUGCACGUGAUGGCGUACGAGGCAUUCUACAGUUGGGUGACAUUAUCGAAGAUUUGGGCGUUCACCGCUACAAUAUUCAUAAUCAUUGUUCCUUUUGCUAGUGAAAUAUGGGACAUUUACGCCGCUUUCCGUAGAAACGUUCGGACAUACCCGGAACCAGCAAAUGCCGAAACAACGAGUCGGUCUAACACGGAAUUAACCGAGAACGUUAAAUUGCCUCAUGGGGAAACUCCGGAUGUGCCACGCAGAAACUUCAAGCGGUUGUCGUCUGUUUCCGUAUUACAAGCUGGACAGAGUAACGCUGACUUUGACUUAAGUUGAUCUACAAACAAAGGUGAUGAUUUGCACGUGAAGGGACAUUAAGACUUUAGAUUAGUUUUCGGAAAACAAGGUUUAAUGAAUGUGCGUAAAGUGUCAUUCCAUCCUGUGCAGUCUACAUAGGUUAAUCAGGGAAGACAGUUUCAUCUUGUAUGGUAUUUGUUCGUUCCUUCGUUUGAAGGAAGUCUUUUCUUUGCAAAAAUCUAGUCUAUUCGAAAAGUGUCGGUCACUAAGUAAUAUGAUAUAACAUUUUAUACACAUCAAAUAUUCCCAAAGUAGAUUCAGAGAACAACUAAGGAGCAUUGUUUUAGUGGUUUUACGGCUGAGCAAAAGAGUUGUUACAAGAUUAUUUUUUUCUGGUAGGGGAAGUAAACGUCGCGAGAAUUUUUAUCACGAUAUUGAGUACAGUAGUCUUUCCUGAAUCGAAGAAUACGCAGGUGUUCCCUGUUAAUUAAGUUGCCUGCCUUGUCCACAGUGCUCAGACAUAAACAACAUCGCCUAUACACGACGCCAUGUUAUUGUUCGUAAGUAAUUGCGGGACUACUUUUCUUACGUGCAUUUUAUGGAUUUGGAAAGGUAAUACAGUUAUGCCGACGUUUCUCCAGUAGAAAAUGUUUGUCAUGUCUAUUGCCACAGGUGAAAGUUCACCGAGACACUCGUUAAAAGUGGUCCAGCAACAAAAAACAAGAAUACAAAUUAGUUUCCAUUUGUUCACCUAAAAGCCAAUUUUACAAUAAUCUUCCAUCCGGGCAGCAUACUCAAUGAUUCUCAUAGCUUAACAAAAACCCGAGUCAUUUCUAUUGGCAAAGUAACUUUUUCUGUUAGCACCGGAAUAAUUUGCUAUGAUAUCGGACUCCAAUGUGGACUUAAAGUCUUUAUAAUGAUUUUUAUUGCUUUCAAACACUUGUUAGUAUCCAUAAUACAUGGUCCUAUUAAAGAGGGGAUUUAACAUUUGACCAGACUUAUUAGAGCAACCGAUCAUUCAUUCAAGUGGUCGGCAAACAUAUCCACUUAUGUUAUUAAUGUAUUUGUCGUAAAUUAAUGAUAUAACAAAUAAACAGAGAUACUGAUUACACAUGGACUUACUUUACAAGGUGUGGAAUCUUUUUAUUGCAUUUCUCCACUACUGUUAGGCAUAGAUAUUAGUGUAUAUAUACAUCCAGAGGCCCAGACUUGAG
This is a messenger RNA of Dreissena polymorpha, 3545 nucleotides long. RefSeq lists its product as uncharacterized. Gene Ontology annotation, biological process: urea transmembrane transport. Gene Ontology annotation, molecular function: urea transmembrane transporter activity. The coding region runs from base 1 to 2370 and encodes 789 amino acids. Gene Ontology annotation, cellular component: plasma membrane. The transcript has 13 exons. The record is from RefSeq and is a predicted model, not a curated record. NCBI's taxonomy places the organism in Eukaryota, Metazoa, Mollusca, Bivalvia, Myida, Dreissenidae.